CCCAUCGAACAGGCAAGAAGACUGGGAGUACAUCAUCGGAUUCUGUGACCAGAUCAACAAGGAACUUGAAGGGCCACAGAUAGCUGUGAGACUCCUGGCUCAUAAAAUCCAGUCGCCACAGGAAUGGGAGGCAGUCCAGGCCUUGACAGUGCUGGAAGCUUGUAUGAAGAACUGUGGGAGAAGAUUUCAUAACGAAGUAGGGAAGUUUCGCUUUUUAAACGAGUUAAUAAAAGUUGUGUCUCCCAAGUACCUGGGAGACCGAGUCUCAGAGAAGGUAAAGACCAAAGUCAUUGAAUUGCUGUAUAGCUGGACAGUGGCAUUGCCAGAAGAAUCCAAAAUCAAGGAUGCCUACUACAUGCUGAAGCGACAAGGGAUCGUUAUGUUUGAUCCUGUGAUUCCUGCAGACAGAACCCUGAUUCCUUCUCCACCGCCUCGUCCCAAAAACCCCGUGUUUGAUGAUGAGGAGAAAUCCAAGCUUCUCGCCAAACUACUGAAAAGCAAAAACCCAGAUGAUUUACAAGAGGCCAACAAACUUAUAAAAUCCAUGGUAAAAGAGGACGAGGCUCGGAUUCAAAAAGUGACCAAGCGCAUGCACACGCUGGAGGAAGUCAAUAACAACGUGAAGCUGCUGAACGAGAUGCUGGUUCAUUACAGCAGAGAGGACUCAUCAGAGGCUGACCGGGAGCUCAUGAAGGAGCUCUAUGAAAGGUGCGAAACCAAAAGACGGACAUUAUUCAAGCUGGCCAGUGAGACAGAGGAUAAUGACAGCAGUUUGGGGGAUAUUCUGCAGGCCAGUGACAAUUUAUCCCGGGUGAUAAACUCCUACAAAAAGAUAAUAGAGGGGCAAGUCAUCAAUGGUGAAGUGGAUCUCCCUGUGAUGCCUGUAGUGGAAGGGAGUAACUCCACGAGUAAUCUCAACACCCUCAUUGACCUUGCUGGAUUGGACGUCACCAGCACCCCGCCACCUCCAGUGCCAGCCCCCACGGUAGCUCCAGCCGAAAUCCCCAUUCUCCCGCCUCCUCCCCAGACGCUCACGCAGUUGCGGAGCGGUUCCUGUAGCCAAGCGGAAGCCGCAGCCGCUCCGCAAAGCAGCACGGCCAGCUCCCUCUCCUUGCUGGAUGAGGAGCUUCUGUGUUUAGGCCUGAACGACCCAGCUCCUGCCGCCGUGAAGGAGACAGCAGAAAACAGCCAAUGGAGCAUGUUUGAGAAUGACCAGUUGGACCUGGAUUUCUUUAAUCCGAAGAUGGUGACUGUUGCUUGCAACCCUGCAGGAAACCCUCUUCUCCAUCACGCAUCACAGACCACGUGUGGAACGUCAGUGCCCUCUGCUUUCACAGCCUCUCAGACCGCUCCCAGCAUCCCAGCACCACACUCCGCACCGUUUGUAUUCUCUGCUGGACCGGCCGCCCCUGCAGGGCCUCCUAAGGCUAUUCCAGCUGCUCCUGCAUACUUCAGCUCACCUGUGGGGAGCAAUAUGGCACAUAAGAUGGAUGCACUGGGACAACUCCUAGAAGAUGCCAAAGUCGCUGCCCCGUUGAUAGCACCCACAGGGCUGCCAGCCACUGCCCCUGCAGCCCCUCCAGUUCCUCUCCCAAGCAGCUGCACUGCUGGCUCCGGAAGUCCUCUCUUCCAGCCAGCAUCAUUCCAGCAGCAAGGCAGCCCCAUGAAAGCACCUGAAAUUUCUUUGGCCAAUGUCCACGUUCCUUUGGAAUCCAUUAAACCCAGCAGUGCCCUCCCGGUGACAGCCUAUGACAAGAACGGCUUCCGGAUCCUCCUGCACUUUGCCAGGGAGUGCCCCCCAGGAAGGUCGGAUGUGCUCGUGGUGGUCGUCUCGAUGCUGAACACGGCACCGCUUCCCGUGAAGAACAUCGUGCUGCAGGCUGCUGUGCCGAAGUCCAUGAAAGUGAAGUUACAGCCGCCCUCUGGCACAGAGCUGUCUCCGUUCAAUCCCAUCCAGCCGCCUGCUGCCAUCACCCAGGUCAUGCUUCUGGCAAACCCUGCGAAGGAGAAAGUGCGGCUGAGAUACAGACUGACCUUCACCCUGGGAGACCAGCCCAGCACAGAGGUUGGGGAGGUGGAUCAGUUUCCCCCGGUCGAGCAGUGGGGGAACCUAUGACCUUAGGACACUGCCAGAGACUGUGACAGGACCAGAGAGGAUCCCGCAGGACUGGAAUGAAUGUGACGUGGCGAGGGACACGCGCGCUAUCCACUGGUGACGUUCAGCUUUGUUUACAUGUCCUGACCACUCUGCUUGUAGCUUUAGUCCAGAAUGUUUUGCCCCACAUUGACGGGGUCCUGGGACAUUUAUGCCAAGCAUGAACUGAGUGGCAGCCGGUGAGAGGCAGCGCUGGCUGCUUUUAUCUCGACCUCUGGGUGAAUCUGGUUCUAUCUUCCACUCCAUUAAACUUGAAGUUGUAUUUUGAGGGCAGAGCUGUCAGCAGGAGGGGAUUUGUUGGCUUGUUCCGGUACUGCUGUCCGGAGAUACCUACAGGCCGGUGGGGUAAUGAUGCCACCACGAGCUUCCUCAGUGCAGAGCCCUCACACGUCGCCCUCCUCAGACUCUGACCUCCUCA
Molecule: messenger RNA, 2573 nt
Organism: Eurypyga helias (sunbittern)
Lineage: Eukaryota; Metazoa; Chordata; Aves; Eurypygiformes; Eurypygidae
Gene: GGA3
Product: golgi-associated, gamma adaptin ear containing, ARF binding protein 3
Exons: 16
Coding region: 164-2116 (650 amino acids)
Biological process (GO): vesicle-mediated transport; intracellular protein transport
Cellular component (GO): trans-Golgi network
Molecular function (GO): phosphatidylinositol binding; small GTPase binding; ubiquitin binding
Source: RefSeq, a predicted model, not a curated record